Nipponia nippon (crested ibis) is the source of this 438-nucleotide messenger RNA. RefSeq names its product zinc finger protein 593 (gene ZNF593). Lineage: Eukaryota; Metazoa; Chordata; Aves; Pelecaniformes; Threskiornithidae. The record is from RefSeq and is a predicted model, not a curated record. Gene Ontology annotation, molecular function: zinc ion binding; nucleic acid binding.
AUGGGACGGGAGGAUGCGGGGGCUCAGCAGCUCCCGGGGGCCGGAUCCAGGCUCUGGGGUCCCCCCCACCGAGCUGCAACUUACUGGUCUGCGCAGGGCUCCGGGCUGAGCAGCUGGUGCUCGUCCUCACGGGCGAAGAGGGACGAAAGCCCCGAGACCGCCGCGCGGCUGCUGCGGCAGGAGCCCGACCCCGACCUGCCGGGCUGCGCCCAGUUCUACUGCCUGCACUGCGCGCGCUACUUCGUGGACCUGACCAGCAUGAAGGAGCACUUCAGGUCCAAGGUGCACAAGAAGAGGCUGAAGCAGCUGCGGGAGGCACCGUACACGCAGGAGGAGGCAGAGCGCGCCGCCGGGAUGGGCUCCUACAUCCCCCCAAAGAAGGUGGAAGUGCAGACCCAGCCGCUCGAGGAGGUCACCGAGAUGGAGGCGUCCAGCUGA